AUGUAUCGAAACCAGGGUGUUUCCCCUCCCUGUCGCCCUCCCUCCCACUCUCCUUCCCCCUUCACUCAACCCAUUUCCCCCUUCCUCACUCUCCUUCCCCCUUCACUCACCCCAUUUUCCCGCUUCUCACUCUCCUUCCCCCUUCACUCACCCCAUUUUCCCCCUCCUCAUUCUCCUUCCCCCUUCACUCACCCCAUUUCCCCCCUCCGCACUCUCCUUCCCCCUUCACUCACCCCAUUUUCCCGCUCCUCACUCUCCUUCCCCCUUCACUCACCCCAUUUUCCCGCUCCUCACUCUCCUUCCCCCUUCACUCACCCCAUUUUCCCGCUCUCACUCUCCUUCCCCCUUCACUCACCCCAUUUCCCCCCACCUCAUUCUCCUCCCCCCUUCACUCACCCCAUUUCCCCCCUCCGCACUCUCCUUCCCCCUUCACUCACCCCAUUUCCCCCCUCUGUACACUCCUUCCCACUUCACUCAUCCCAUUUUCCCGCUCCUCACUCUCCUUCCCCCUCCACUCACCCCAUUUCCCCCUUCCUCACUCUCCUGCCCCCUUCACUCACCCCAUUUCCCCCCACCUCAUUCUCCUUCCCCCUUCACUCACCCCAUUUCCCCCCUCCGCACUCUCCUUCCCCCCUGCUCACUCUCUUCCCCCCUGCACACUCUGUUUCCCCCUGUUCACUCUCUUCCCCCCUGCUCACUCUGUUUCCCUUUGCUCCCCAGGUGUUGUGGCUUUACCACCCCCCGGUAUUUUGCAUGCAGUGUAGCAGACAAGAGUGGAAAGAAACAAGUCAGCUGGCAACUUCUAUGCUACGUUAA
Messenger RNA from Closterium sp. Naga37s-1, 816 nucleotides. NCBI's taxonomy places the organism in Eukaryota, Viridiplantae, Streptophyta, Zygnematophyceae, Desmidiales, Closteriaceae. The record is from the annotation of a GenBank genome assembly.